Cinara cedri is the source of this 4023-nucleotide messenger RNA. NCBI's taxonomy places the organism in Eukaryota, Metazoa, Arthropoda, Insecta, Hemiptera, Aphididae. The record is from the annotation of a GenBank genome assembly.
CGUGAAUUCGUGACGUAGACUCAGUAUUAAAUUUUCAUUAUCAAAAAAGUUUUGAAUACCUACCUAUAAUUUAUUAUUAUAUUAUUGGCUAAUGUUUAUUUUGUGACGAAAUCCGAAGUAAAAUUAUACGUCGUUGAAACAUUUUAAGAACAUAAUAUUGAAAAAGUAAAAAAUACCCAACACUUAUAAUUUUUAACAGUGCAUAAAUCAUUUAAUUUUAAGAAUAAAAAAUCUAGGUAAAUAUAUAUAUAUAUAUUAUAUUAUGUAAUCAUUUUACCUACAUAUUCAUUUUUUAAUUUCUCUACAUAUUUGAAUAUUUACACAAACUACGAUUUUUUAACAGCCGUCAAUAUGGUGAAAUUGUUUGCUAUGAGUGUGUUGUAUAAAGGACCCAAUGAAGCAACACUAUUAAAAGCAGCAUUUGAACUACAAUCAUUUGGUUAUUUUCAACGUAAAAGUGUACAAGAGUUUAUGAGUUUUGUAACCAAAACAAUUGCAGAACGUACAGCUAUUGCUGCUCGACAGUCUGUAAAAGAAAAAGGUUUGAAUUGUUAUAUUUUUAAUUGCAUUUUAAAUAAUUAUAGUUAUGUAAUAUUUUAGAAUAUAUGUGCCAUGUUUAUGUACGGGCGGAUAAUCUGGCCGGUGUUUUGAUAUCUGAUGAUGAAUAUCCACCUCGUGUUGCCCAUACACUGCUUACAAAGGUAAAUUAAAUUAAAAUGUCAUAGUGACUUAUGAUUUUAAUACUGUAGUUUGGAAUCAAUAGGUGUUUUUUCAAAUUUAAAAAUUAUUUAUUGUUAUACAAUUAGAGAAAUUUUUUUAUGCCUUAUAGAAAGACUAUAAGAGAGUGGUCCUAUUCGUUCAAUAACCAUUGUGUUUAAUGCAAAUAUGAAUAAUUUAAGUAUGCAUUUUUUAUUUUAAAUUGUAGUAAACCAAUAAAUCCCUGUUUAUUGUGUGUAAAAUAUCUAGUUUUGUGUGAAAUACAGCGUCAUAGUGACUGAUAAUAUGUCGAAAAAUAGAAAAGUGUCUAUGUGUUAGCGACUUGUCUUAAUAAUUUAGUCUCUCUAAUUUACUAUAUGUAUACUCAGUUAAAUACCUACCUAAUAGUUAUUAUCAUUUAAUUUAGACUUUGGAUGAAUUUACCGCAAAAGUCCCACCAUAUAAUUGGUCAAAACUUAAUGAAACUCAAGUAACAUUCAAUGAACUAAAUGUGAUGUUGGCCAAAUAUCAAAAUCCCAAGGAAGCUGAUGCUAUGACAAAAAUUCAACAAGAUUUAGAUGACACGAAAAUUAUAUUGGUAAUAAUAAAUAUUCUUAUUAUAAUAGGAAUUUAAAUCAAUUAUAUUUAUUUAUUGUUUCUAUCAUAAAAAUUGAUUUAAAUUAUUUUUCUUAUCCAUACUUAAAUACCUAAUACACAAUUAAUAGUUAUUAUAAUUAUUUAUUUAUUAAGUUAAUACUUUAUAAUUUUAAAUAACUUAAUGUCACCUAUGAUUCACAAAUACUAAAAAGUUAGAAUAGGUAUGUAAUAGAAAAUUGUUUAUGAUGUUUAUGAUUAUUGAUUAAUGAUUAGUAUUCAUUUUUCCAAAAUCAUUCUGUUAGAAUUAUUGAUAGUGCAAUCUGUAAGACAUCAAAUUUUUUUCAAUGUAAUGUAAGUGAUUUAGAGUAUAAUGAGAACAAGAAUUAUAAAAUAAUAAAUAGAGUGCAAAACAAUUUUUAAAGCGGUUUUUUCUAAUUCUUAUUUCAUAAUUAUUUUUUAUGGAGACUGUGGGUUUCCUUUUAUUUUUCAAAAAUGUAUAGUUUAGUAAAGUUGUUUGUUGUAAACUCAUUGAUUGUAAUUUUUAUGUUUAUUUUGAUAAAUAAUAUACUUAUAUUUUAGCACAGUACAAUUGAAGCUGUUUUGGAACGUGGAGAAAAACUAGAUGAUUUGGUUGCUAAAUCUGAAGGAUUAAGUAUGCAGUCCAAGGCAUUUUACAAAACUGCUAAGAAAACAAAUGCUUGUUGUCGAAUGUAAUGCAAGGAAUUUGAUGGUAAACAAGAUGACUUAACUGGUUUUUAAUUAUAUAAUUUGUAAUAUCCAGUUAGUCAACACAAAUAUGACUACUUAUGAGGAUAUUUGAAAACAGCGUUAAGGCUUAUUAAUUAUUAUUACAUUCCAAUUCCAUCCCAAUUUAUAUUUUAUUUUAUAUUUUGUGAAAGUGUGUUCAGUACUUUUUAUCCACGUUUGGAAAUGUACAGCCCAAUAAUAAACAAAACUGUAUUCAUAUUAUUAAAUAAUGUGGUCUUCGAUUUAAUGUAUGUAGAACUAUUCUGUAGUAUAAACAUGUAAUAUUUUUAAUCUUAUAAAAUGUGAAUUAAACUCUUGUUAUAAUUUAUCGAUUAGAUUUUAUUAAUUAAUUUAUAACUGUGACACAUAAAAAAUAAUGUAAAACAAAAUAAAAGUAAUUAAUUAUAAUAAGAAAUAGUAUCUACAUAUUUCCGAAUUUCCUCUGCAUUUAAUAAAAGAAAAAAGAAUUUGUCAAUUUAAUUUGAACAGUACAAAAUUAAAAGCUAAUACAAAUAUUUUCAAUACAGUUUGAAUUUCAAUUGUUAUAAUAUUUUAUAAAAUGCUAAUUUUUUUUUAAAAAAUGGUUUUCCAACUUUGUCUUUAUGAAACUAAAUUUUAGUGCGCCUAUGUAUUAUAUGAACUAUUAUUCUAUUGUGCUUUUGCUUAAAUGUCUUAUCACUCUUAACAUGAUGUAUUAAUAGAAAAAUAAAUAUGCAUGUUAUAAUUAUUUUAUGUAAACAUGUAACACUAUGAUUAAUGCAGUUAGGGGCAUAGCCAGAUUUAUCAAUUGUUGUGGGAGGGGGGUUAGGGGUCUACAACCUUCAUAACCUUACCUAUAGCAAAAAAAAAGCAAUGGAUGGGGUUACAACACAUAAACCAUUCUUGGCUACACAAUUGAAUGCAGUACUUAAUCAAAAUAUUGAUUGGAAUUAUAUAAUAAUUUAAUUAGAGUUGGCCAUUUGAUAUUUUGGCUUAAUAAAUAUGAAUUAUAAUAAUACUGAAUAAAUUAAGUUUUUUUUUUUUUUUAUGUUUAAAUGAUAUUUGUUUAUCCAAUAUUUUUGUUGACAAAUUAUUUUGCCUUCCAAAUAAUAUUAUUUUCUUUUAUUAUGUAAUAUUUUUAUGUUUAAAUCGAUGAAAAAUGUCUAUUACAUUCUAUGUAAUAUAAUACUGUAUGAAUAUUGUGAUAUUUAUGUCAGUUAGUUAUUAACAAAACAGUUUUUUUUUAUUUUAUAUAGAACGGUUUUGUUCCUAUUAAAUAGGUAUUUUAAACCCAAAUCACACCUAAUUGUGGAUUAAAGAUUACAAAUACAAUUAUAAUAUUGUUAUGCAUUUUUAUUUCAUUGUUUAGUUUUUAUGUUUUGUAAAAUAAUUUGUUAACUGUGAAGUUAGUAGUUUUGUAAACUAAUAUAAUCUAAAUAUUAAAUUAGAUAUUAUUUAUAGCUUUUUAUUAAUAAAAUUGUUACAUUUUAAAAUUAUAAAAAGAAAUUUGCCAGGUUAUAAUAAUUAUUAGCUUUGGCUUUAUUAUUAUAUUAUUAUUGUUUUAUAUAUAUAUAUAUAUAUAUAAAUAUAUAUAAUUCUAAAAUGUUUUUUAUUUAUUAAUUGGUCUGAUGUUAAUGUAGACAAGUUAUGAUUUGUCAAGACUACAAACAAUAUUAUAUUGAUCACAAUUGCGUAUAUUUGAUAAUUUUAUUAAUAAUUGUAAUGACCAUAAUAAUAAAACAAUAAAACUAUAAAAUAUCCUAUUGUGGUUAAUGUACAUUGUCCACCAGUGUCAAAUUUAAUCUGGUACAUAGGAUUCCAAAAAAUAAGUUCAACCAAGGUCAGAAAUAUUAAAAGUAGGUAGCUGCUUCAUAAAAUAAAAAUAAUUUUAAGAUUUUUAUGUUACUUCUACUUUUAGAUUAGGAGCUUAACAAAGGAUCUAUUGGUUUUACUAUAAUGUGUUUUUUUUUUCUUAAUGUAAACAACUUCAAAAAUAAAUCUUGU